AUGGAAGCUUCGCAGGCGGCGGCCGGGCCGGCCAAGGGGGAGCGGCCGGGCUCCUCCACGACGGCGGAGGCGAAGGGCGGCCCGCCAAGGCGCAGGAGGCGCGGGGCCCCGCUGGCGGCCAACGGCACCACGGCGGCCAACUCGCUCCUGUCGCGGCGGGGGCGGCUGAAGCGGAACCUCUCGGCCGCCUCCUCCUCCUCGGCCAACGCCGCCGCCACCCGCAGCCUGGACCGCAAGGCGCUGCUCCUGCUGCCCAAGCCCCCGCGGCAGCUGCAGCCGCUGCAGGCGCCCGAGCGGGACUGGGUGCGGCGGGACCUCCAGCGGGGCUGCCUGCAUGUCUACUGCUACCAGCACCUCCAGCAGCAGCAGCAGCGGGGAGGCGGCUGCUCCCUGCGCCCCGUGCUCUGCACCCUGGAGACGGCCGCGGCCGAGGUGGCGGCCCGCCUGCUGCAGCUGGGCCACCGCGGAGGAGGCACUGCCGCCGUCCGGGUGUCCGGCAAGCCGCCCGGGGGGGAGAGCCGCCUGCAGCCCCCCGAGGAAGAAGCGGAAGGAGAGGGAGCCUCGCUCUCGCCCGCCCACCUGAGCCUCACCCCGGCCGGGCGGAGGGCGAGGAGCCGGCGGGGCGCCCCCUGCCCGCCGCCCGGGGGAGCCGCCCUGUCGCCCCCCGACGGCAGCCCCGCUCGGCCUUCCCCGCCCGGCGAGCUCUACCUGGCCGGGCCGCCGCUCUCGUGCCCCUCGCUGCUGCUGCUGGGCGGCUCCGACACCGAGAGCUUCAGCCCCAGCGCCGAGAGCGCCUCCGACCGCCUGGAGCCCUGCAGCGCCGGCGGCGGCUCCUCCUCCUCUUCGGCGGCGUCGUCUUCCUCCGAGGAGCUCGAAGAGGCCGAGCCGGCGGAGGCAGGAGCCGAGGGCAACGGGGGCGCUGGAGCGGGGCCGGGCAGGAGCCAGCUGGGCCAGGCGGCGGGCGGGGAGUCCCCCGGCAAGGGCCAGGCGGCCCCGGGGGGGAAAGAGCCCUGCUCUCCCGCGGCCCGCCAAGAAGAAGCCCCGCCGGCCCUCUACGUCCAGCUGCACGGCGAGACGGCCCGCCGCCUGGAGGCCCACGAGAAGCCCCUGCAGCUGCAGAACGACUACCUCGCGCACCUGGGCUUCCGCGACCCGUGGCGGGUGCAGGAGGAGGGCAUGGACGCCGAGACCGGCUGCCUCAUCCGCUUCUAUGCAGGAAAGCCCCUCAGCAUCGGCAACUCCGAACGAAUUCAGCUCUCAGGAAUGUACAAUGUUCGAAAAGGGAAAAUGCAUUUGCCGGUCAACAGAUGGACGAGACGCCAAGUUAUCCUUUGCGGGACAUGCCUAAUUGUAUCCUCGGUGAAAGAGAGCCAGACUGGAAAGAUGCACGUCCUCCCCUUAAUUGGUGGAAAGGUUGAAGAAGUUAAAAAGCACCAGCACUGUUUAGCAUUUAGCUCCUCCGGACCUCAGAGCCAGAGUUAUUACAUCUGUUUUGACACCUUCACUGAGUACCUCCGGUGGCUCCGUCAGGCUUCAAAGAUUGCAUCACAGCGAAUAAGCUCAGUGGAUCUUUCGUGCUGCAGCCUGGAGGACCUGCCAGCCAAUCUGUUCUAUAGCCAGGACCUUACUCAUCUCAAUUUGAAGCAGAACUUCCUGAGGUUGAGCCCUAGUUCGUCAAUAAUCGGAGGACUUAAUGAGCUGCAAAGAUUCAGCAAGCUGAAGAGCCUUAACCUUUCUAACAAUCACUUAGGAGACUUUCCUUUGGCUGUGUGCAGCAUUCCAACCUUGUCUGAGCUCAACGUCUCCUGCAACGCACUCCAAAGUAUCCCGGCCGCCGUUGGCGAUAUGAACAAUUUACAGACCUUCUUGCUGGACGGCAACUUCCUCCAGAGCCUUCCUGCUGAGUUGGGAAAGAUGCAGCAGCUGAGCUAUCUGGGCCUUUCCUUCAAUGAAUUCUCCGACAUUCCAGAAGUGCUGGAGAAGCUCACGGCCAUGGAGAAGCUGUGCAUGUCUGGAAAUUGCAUAGAAGCACUCAGUUUGCAGACGCUAAGGAGAAUGCCACACAUUAGACAUAUAGAUUUAAGGCUAAAUGUCAUCAGAAGGUUGGUGCCAGAUGAUGCUGACUUCCUGCAUCACGUGACCCAGCUUGACCUCCGGGACAAUAAACUAGGAGCCCUGGAUGCCGGCAUCUUCAAUAACGUGGAAAUCCUGCACUGUGAAAGAAACCAGCUGGUAACGCUCAAAAUCAGCGGAUACUUGCUGAAAGCUCUCUACGCCACUUCGAAUGAACUUGUUCACCUUGAUGUGUACCCCGUUCCAAACUAUCUAACCUAUAUGGAUAUCUCUCGAAACCACCUUGAGAGUCUUCCAGAGUGGGUUUGCGAUAGCAGAAAGCUUGAAGUCCUUGAUAUUGGCCACAAUCAGAUCCGAGAGCUGCCUGCCCGGCUGUUUUGCAACAUCAGCUUGCGGAAGCUGCUUGCAGGACACAAUCGGUUAGCAAGACUGCCAGAAAGGAUCGAACGAACACACGUGGAGGUCCUUGACGUGCAACACAACCUGCUAACGGAGCUGCCAUCCAAUCUUCUGCUGAAAGCUGACAGCUUGCGGUACCUGAAUGCUUCUGCUAACAAACUGGAAAUGCUCCCUCCGGCCACCCUUUCAGAAGAGACCCGCAGCAUUUUGCAGGAACUGUAUUUGACCAACAAUCACCUCACGGAUAAAUGCGUGCCCUUGUUAACGGGACACCCGCAUCUAAAAAUCUUGCAUAUGGCCUACAAUCGCCUCCAGAGCUUUCCUGCAAGUAAAAUGGCCAAACUCGAAGAACUGGAAGAAAUCGACGUUAGCGGGAAUAAGCUGAAAUCCAUUCCUACCACCAUUAUGAACUGCCGGCGCAUGCAUACUGUGAUUGCACACUCCAAUUGUAUUGAAGUCUUUCCAGAAGUCAUGCAGCUUGCUGAAAUCAAGUGUGUGGAUCUGAGCUGCAACGAGCUGACCGAAGUCACCUUACCCGAAAACCUGCCUCUGAAGCUGCAGGAACUGGACCUGACCGGAAACCCCAGGCUCGUCCUGGAUCACAAGACCCUGGAGCUAUUGAACAACAUCCGUUGUUUCAAGAUCGACCAGCCAUCAGCUGGGGAUGCGUCUGGAGCACCAGCAGUGUGGAGCCAUGGGUUCACGGAAGCCUCGGGGGUGAAGAACAAGCUCUGCGUGGCAGCUCUUUCCGCCAACAACUUCUGUGAGAACAGGGAGGCUCUCUACGGAGUCUUUGACGGAGACCGCAACGUAGAAGUCCCUUACCUGCUCCAGUGCACCAUGAGUGACAUCUUGGCAGAGGAGCUGCAGAAGACAAAGAAUGAGGAGGAGUACAUGAUCAACACGUUCAUUGUCAUGCAGAGGAAACUGGGAACUGCUGGACAGAAGCUCGGCGGCUCUGCUGUCCUUUGCCACAUAAAACACGAUCCGAUCGACCCCGGCGGAUGCUUCACCUUAACCUCUGCGAACGUGGGGAAGUGCCAAUCCGUUCUCUGCCGGAACGGGAAACCUCUGCCUUUGUCCAGGUGUUACACCAUGAACUGUGAAGAGGAGCUCAAGAGGAUCAAGCAGCAUAAGGCCAUUAUCACGGAGGAUGGCAAAGUAAACGGCGUGACAGACUCCACCAGGAUUUUGGGAUACACCUUCCUUCACCCGAUCGUGGUUCCUCGUCCUCAUGUGCAGUCCAUUACUUUGACUCCUCAGGAUGAGUUCUUCAUCCUGGGGAGCAAAGGCCUGUGGGACAGCAUCUCCAUCGAUGAAGCUGUGGAAGCUGUCCGGAAUGUGCCCGACGCUCUGGGAGCUGCUAAGAAACUCUGCACGUUGGCUCAGAGCUAUGGCUGCAACGAUAGCCUCAGCGCCGUCGUGGUUCAGCUCAACGUCACCGAGGACAGCUUCUGCUGCUGUGAGCUCAACGGGGUUCCUCCUCCCAGUCCGGGUAUCUUUCCCCAGUCGGUCAACGUCGUCAUUAAAGAUAAGCCUUCUGAUGCUUUGGGGAUGCCAUCCUCUAGCAGCGGGAUGGCCUCCGAGAUCAGCAGCGAGAUCUCAACCUCCGAAAUGAGCAGCGAGGUGGGGUCCACGGCUUCCGACGAGCCCCCUCAGGUAACUUUGAAUGAAAACAGCCCGGCCUUCCCUAGCGAACAGCGUUGUAUGCUCCACCCGGUCUGCCUCUCAAACUCUUUCCAGAGGCAGCUGUCCAGCGCGACCUUUUCCAGCGCUUUCUCGGACAAUGGCCUCGACAGCGACGACGAGGAGCCGAUCGAGGGCGUCUUUUCCAACGGCAGCCGCGUGGAAGUGGAAGUGGACAUCCACUGCAGCCGGGCCAAGGAGAAGCAGCUGCUGCUGCAGGUGCCUGCGGAGGCCAACGACGAAGGCAUCGUCAUCAGCGCCAACGAAGACGAGACGUGCCUCCUGAGGAAGGCCGACUUGGCUGCCGUGGGGACCAUCGGGCGCCGCCGGGGCAACGGUUCCGUGGCCCCUCCGGAGAGGAGCCACAACCUCAUCGAAGUAGCUGCUGACGCGCCCCUCAGGAAAACCGGGGGUUACUUUGCUGCCCCAGCUCAACCAGACCCGGACGAUCAGUUUAUCAUCCCUCCUGAACUCGAGGAGGAGGUCAAGGAAAUAAUGAAGCAACACCACGAGCAGCAACAGCAGCAGCAGCAACAACAACAGCGGCAAUACCAGAUCGACCAGCUGCCAGAUUAUUACGACACCCCACUAUGACCCAGCUUGCUGACACGAGUUCAGAAGACAUUGAAAACGAGAGCCUCCUAGGUUCACAUUACACUAGCAGGGCACGGGAGAAAGGAACGUCGUUUUCCACCGUCUCUUCCCGGCCUUGCCCCUCUACUGAGAACUGCGGCUGCUUCUUGUCCUGUUGGCUCUAACAAUCACCGAUUCUCUUUCUAGUGAUAACAUCACCAGUUAGAAUUAAACUAGUUUAACUCUUUUGUCCCUUUCCCCCGCCCCUUAACAUAUCAAAUGUUUUUUUUUUUUUACAAAAAAAAAAAAAGCGGAGAAAAAAAAAUUAAAAAGUACAAAAGGUUUAAUAUAUUGCAGAGAAAACUGAUGACACGGAUGCUGAUGUAAUAUUUUUAAAAAUUGUUUCUUUUUUGGGGGGGGGAGGGGUCUGUUUGGAAACAGGGGCAGUAUUGCCAGUGCUAAAUGAUUAAGUAAUAUUGUAAUACUGUAUUUCUUUGAGAGAAAAAAAAAAGGCUUUUUUGGUCUUGAAAAUGGAUAGACAUUUGUAGAAUUAUGGAGACUAACUCCUAGGAGUUGCAUUUACUCUUUCGAGUGGCUUUGAGUCACUGAGAUUCACUAAUUUUCUCUGAGAGAACAGCUGAUUGGGAAAUUCCUGUAAAUAACUCAGUGUUGUAUAGUGAUGCUUAAAAACUGUUUUGUAGUCUCGGCAGGAGGAUGCAACUUGAUAAGCAGAUCUUUUAUUCCCCCCCCUCCCCCGCCUCCCUAAAGGGAGGCUCGGGCACGUGCGUCAAAGCUCUCCCUGGCAACUGGCGAUGCAACCAAACUCGGAGGGCGCGCAGCCAUAUAAACAUGAUAUUUUCCCAGCCAGUCACCUGAGCGAGAUGUUGGGAGACAUGGGUUGAACCCUUGGAUCUAUGCGAUUGUGUCCAGUUGCCACCUGGGUUGGCUGGGCCCCAGUCACCAAGGUUACGUUUUGUUCACCUGUGCAAUGGCUGUCAUGCAGAAGGCUGCUUUGGGGGCACAGUCUGCACCCAGUUAGCGGGGGGGCAGCCGUGUUAGGUGCGAGGCUGGGCCGUUGAGCCCCGGAGACCCAAGUUGACGUCGUCUUUCUUCACUGUUAACUUUCGCAGGCACAUUUUCACGUCUUCCUCCCUGCCGCCACAACCAGCAUGAUUGUAUAGAGUUCACUUACUAUAGAUCAUUUACAUACCAAGAGUUAUAUUAAAGAAGAAUGCACAAAUGAACAUGUCAUAAUUUUUGUUAUAAUAAAUAUAAAAAUUUACAAAUAA
Molecule: messenger RNA, 6020 nt
Organism: Heteronotia binoei (common prickly gecko)
Lineage: Eukaryota; Metazoa; Chordata; Lepidosauria; Squamata; Gekkonidae
Gene: PHLPP1
Product: PH domain and leucine rich repeat protein phosphatase 1
Exons: 17
Coding region: 1-4752 (1583 amino acids)
Molecular function (GO): protein binding
Source: RefSeq, a predicted model, not a curated record